AUGAGUUACUAUCAGAAUCAACCCCCUGCAGAUGGUCCACCUCCUAAAGGUAAUCCGCCGGAAGCAGGAGGGUAUCCACCCCCUGGCUACCCUCCACAGGGGUACCCUCCGCCGGGAUACCCUCCACCAGGCUACCCUCCACCUGGCUACCCACCUCCGGGAUACCCUCCACAAUACGCACCUCAAUACGCUCCCCCACCACCUCCUCAACAACAACAUCAACACCAAUCCAGUAGCGGCGGUUGCAUGGAAGGCUGCUUGGCUGCUCUAUGCUGCUGCUGUCUCCUUGACGCAUGCUUCUGAUGAUGGAAAUUCUGGUUAAGUAAAUGCAAGGGAUAAAAAGUACUGAUUCUCUCCUCUCCAAUUUUUGGAUCUUUGUGAGGAUCACUAUCUUCUUAUCCGUCUUUUGUCUUAAAAAAUAAUGAGAUCUUGGCUUCGGUUUGUACAUAUAGCUAAUGGACUUUUUCAAUGAGAAUACGUUGAUUUCGGUCUACAUAUGUAAUUUCUGAUACAUUCCGGUUGGUUAUUUUAA
Molecule: messenger RNA, 532 nt
Organism: Olea europaea var. sylvestris
Lineage: Eukaryota; Viridiplantae; Streptophyta; Magnoliopsida; Lamiales; Oleaceae
Product: cysteine-rich and transmembrane domain-containing protein WIH2-like
Exons: 3
Coding region: 1-303 (100 amino acids)
Source: RefSeq, a predicted model, not a curated record